Quercus robur (English oak) is the source of this 687-nucleotide messenger RNA. Its product is annotated as UPF0426 protein At1g28150, chloroplastic. The record is from RefSeq and is a predicted model, not a curated record. The coding region runs from base 83 to 484 and encodes 133 amino acids. The transcript is spliced from 3 exons. NCBI's taxonomy places the organism in Eukaryota, Viridiplantae, Streptophyta, Magnoliopsida, Fagales, Fagaceae.
AUAAAUAAAGGGGGAGGCAGACCCAAGAAAUUUGGGAGCUUAGUUUGUGGUGGAAAGGAAGAGAAACCCCAGAAAAGAAAAGAUGUCAGUGGUAUCACUCCUCAAUUCUUGCUCAUCAACAACAUGUGCACUGUGGAAAUUGAAGAACCCAUUAACAUCAUGGAAAGAGCUGAGACCCAGCAGCAGGAACGGUGUUCGAUUGGGUAAUUAUCAUUCUACGAAUUGGAUUAACAAAAAUGGAUUUAAAGUGAAAGCUUUCUUCAAUCCCACCGAUGAUCCCAUUAUCAAACAAGCUCUUAAGGAGCCAGUUUCCUUCAUGGGUGGGAUGUUUGCCGGUCUCUUAAGGCUUGAUUUGAAUGAAGACCCACUCAAGGAAUGGGUUACACGGACUGCGGAAGCCUCCGGAAUUGUAGAGGAAGAAAUUGAUGCUGAUGCUGAGGGAUCAAAAACUGACGAAGUUCCACAACAAAUUGAGAUUGAAUGACACUUGCCGUGGUUCUGUCUGUAUACUAAGACUCAAAUAGUUGAUUGAUAAUUGAUGUUUAACUUGCACACAACACAAUAAUGAUCAUUCAAAAUGUUCUGCUUAGAUGAUAUGCAAUCUGUAAUACUCUGACUUUGAUGUGUAUCUCUCUUUUCUUGGGUUAGUUGCAUAUAGCACAAGAAGCCUGAAAGUAUCAACACCUA